Messenger RNA from Xiphophorus hellerii (green swordtail), 1398 nucleotides. It is a transcript of the gene mob3a, whose product is annotated as MOB kinase activator 3A. The transcript has 4 exons. Bases 349 to 999 code for a protein of 216 amino acids. NCBI's taxonomy places the organism in Eukaryota, Metazoa, Chordata, Actinopteri, Cyprinodontiformes, Poeciliidae. The record is from RefSeq and is a predicted model, not a curated record.
UGCUACCGCUAACUUUGCGGUGGUAUACUUUUCGCAUUGCAGGGAGGAGUCAGACGUUAGUUUCUUCAUUAAAGUGGCAUAUUUAUUGAUUUAUCGCCGUCUUUACAGCAUGUUUAGCUGCCUGAACCGAUAAUGUAGGUCGCGCAUAUCACUGACGUACAGCUAUCGACGAGUUAUCGUGUAAUCUUUCGGCAAAAGACCGAAGGAAACAGGAAAGCGGAACAAGUUAAGAAGCAGAAGCCAAAGCAUUUGAAAACACUGAAGUUUUCACAUUUUGUUUGCGCAACAUUUUGACUGCGUCCUCCUUCACAGUAAAUAAUUCACCAGAGGGAUCCGUCGUAGGCGACCAUGUCCAUGGCCCUGAAGCAAGUCUUCAACAAAGACAGAACGUUCCGGCCCAAGCGCAAGUUUGAGCCCGGCACGCAACGCUUUGAGCUGCACAAGAAGGCGCAGGCGUCUCUAAACGCGGGCCUGGACCUGAAGCAGGCCGUGCAGCUGCCGCACGGCGAGGACCUCAACGACUGGGUGGCCGUCCACGUGGUCGACUUCUUCAACCGCAUCAACCUCAUCUACGGCACAAUCAGCGACUCCUGCACCGACCAGACCUGCCCCGUCAUGUCCGGCGGGCCCAAGUACGAAUACCGCUGGCAGGACGAGCACAAGUACAAGAGGCCGACCGCGCUGUCCGCGCCCAAGUACAUGAGUCUGCUCAUGGACUGGAUCGAGGUACAGAUCAACAACGAGAACAUCUUCCCCACCAACAUUGGUACUCCCUUCCCUAAGUGCUUCAUGCAGGUGGCUAAGAAGAUUUUGUCUCGUCUAUUCCGGGUGUUUGUCCACGUCUACAUCCACCACUUCGACCGGGUCUCCCAGAUGGGGGCCGAGGCGCACGUCAACACCUGCUACAAGCAUUUCUAUUACUUCGUCACUGAGUUCAACCUGACGGACCACAAAGAACUGGAACCCCUGAAAGAGAUGACUGCUCGAAUGUGCCACUGAGGGACCUGAGGACACGUCCGUCUGUCCGUCCAUCUCCACGACUGAAUCAGAGAGAGAUAUGGGAGCAAAGAAAUCCAGAGUCUAUUUUUAUAUUUAAGUACUGUAAUCUAUUUUAUCCACAUUCUUUAGGUUUUCAACGAGAACAUUCUUGUGUGAGGCAAACUAUUCCUUUAAAAAAUAAAAAACAAAAGAGAAAAAACUCUUGUAGACAUGUUAUCAGAGCUCAGUAUUAAGUGGUGUAUGUUUGUGUUCAUGUUUUUCUAUUUUAUUUCAAUCAUUCCACCAUGCUAUCUCCUUCCUCUCGGUUUAAAAAUGAUCUGAAAUUAGAUUUUUAUUUCUGACUGUAAGUCUUAAAAAUCACUAUGUUGUUACAUUAAAGUGAUUUCUAAUCUCUUUUAA